UGUGCUGCGUGCUUUUCUGGUCCGCUCUUGUCUGUCGCUCGCGCUUCCCGCUAUGCCCGAGCCGGCAAAAUCCGCUCCCGCGCCCAAGAAGGGCUCCAAGAAAGCGGUCACCAAAGCCCAGAAGAAGGACGGCAAGAAGCGCAAGCGCAGCCGCAAGGAGAGCUACUCCAUCUACGUGUACAAGGUGCUCAAGCAGGUGCACCCCGACACCGGCAUCUCGUCCAAGGCCAUGGGCAUCAUGAACUCCUUCGUCAACGACAUCUUCGAGCGCAUCGCCGGCGAGGCCUCCCGCCUGGCGCAUUACAACAAGCGCUCGACCAUCACGUCCCGGGAGAUCCAGACGGCCGUGCGCCUGCUGCUGCCCGGCGAGCUGGCCAAGCACGCCGUGUCCGAGGGCACCAAGGCGGUCACCAAGUACACCAGCUCCAAGUGAGUCCCUGCCGGGACACGGCGCUCGAGCACGGGUCGCCGGCCGCUUGACUCCAAAGGCUCUUUUCAGAGCCACCCACC
Messenger RNA from Neomonachus schauinslandi (Hawaiian monk seal), 510 nucleotides. Its product is annotated as histone H2B type 2-E. Gene Ontology annotation, cellular component: nucleosome. The transcript has a single exon. Bases 53 to 433 code for a protein of 126 amino acids. The record is from RefSeq and is a predicted model, not a curated record. Gene Ontology annotation, molecular function: DNA binding; protein heterodimerization activity; structural constituent of chromatin. NCBI's taxonomy places the organism in Eukaryota, Metazoa, Chordata, Mammalia, Carnivora, Phocidae.